AGUACAUCCAGAAACAGGAUACUUUGUAACCCUUAGGCUAUAAAGGUAUUACAUGUAUUACUCGUUUUAGCAGUAAUUGUCUUUGACUCACUAAUUCUUGCUAAAUCCUUCUCUUUAAACCUGUCCCUUAUACAAACUUGCCCCUCUCUAGAAAGGAUGUGUUUCAGGUGUGUUGGUGGUGUAUUGGCGAUAUGGAAACAAAUAAGGAUGCUGUUGAGGGUGAAGCCAAUUUGUAUAAUUCUAACGGGAACGAUAUGCAUGAAAAUGACAAUAUCAACGAGCAAAGCUCAACUCCCGCCUUGGAUAAUGAGGAGAGAGCCGACCAAACAGAAAUCAAUCCGACAUCUAGUUCGAGGUCACAUCCAUCUUCAUCUCUACCCACAUCUCCACAGACCCACAGUCCUGCCUCAAGAUGCUUCAUCUGUCUUAAGCCAACUGAGGAGGACAGCAAGCUCAAGACUUACAGCGAAACUGUAUGGGCCACAAUGAAGAAAUGCGCAUCUCAACGCCAGGCUCUGCAUGCUGACCAAUAUGCAGAUGUAACACGAAGAGUUAUGAGUGUGACAGCACCAGAUACCCUACAGUAUCAUCCAGCAUGUCGGAAGACAUACACGGCAGUGAAGCGGCCACGGCCAGGCGACACCUCAACAGAAUGUCCUGGUACAUCAGCCUCCCCCAGCAAUGAUGCCACCCCUCCGAUGAAGAAACGACGAAUGGAAACAAGAAGCGACAGUAGUAUCCCAAAGUACGAUGAGAAGGGGAUGCUAGCAGGAUCAUGCCUGUUUUGUGGGAAGAGAAGAAAGAAGAAACGCGGCAAGGAAGAAACAUUACUCAAUAUAGCUACACUGAAUAUGGCGAAUUCAAUAGCAGAUAGGGCCAAUCGUUCAAAAAACGACAGAAUCAAGGCAUUGGUCCGCAGUGGGGUGCCACUCAUUGCCAAGGAAUCAGUCUAUCACAAGACAUGCUACAGUCUGUUCCUGGUUGAGACUGAUGUAAAAGCCGAGUCAGAGCCAAAGGAAUCUGCAUAUCACAAGAAGGCAUUCACUUCACUCCGUCAGUACAUAAAAACCGAAGUGUUAGAGAAUAGGCAACCGGUAUUUGUCUCCUUGCUACUUGAUAUCUAUCGAACAUAUUUCAUUGAAGUUGGUGGCGACCCUGGAAGGAUUAAUUCCUACUCAGCCCAAUCUCUCCAACGCAAGCUUAAGGAACACUUUGGUGAUGACAUCACAGUGAAGCUGGCAAAUUCGCGUCUAGGCAAUUACAUCUACAGCUCUGCUUUGACUGAGGAGGAAGCGUUUGCAGGCCUACAUAGUGAAGAACAUGAAGAAAAUGAGAAGAUCAAGUGGGUCGCUCGUCAUCUCCGUAAACAGAUCCUACAACUCCCAAAAUCCAAGACUCCCAAUCCAGCAAAUGUCCAGAAUCUGAAGGAAUCUGCUGCCAACAUCCCAGAACAACUGGAUCUCUUUUUCAAGACGUUGUUGGGCUCAUCUGCACCAAAGGCCGGAUCAUUAAGUGAGAUGACCAAGAGGAAAGCGAAUUCAAUGGCGUCAGACGCAGUUUUCAAUGUCUCUCGAGGAUCAAUAAAGCCGUGGAAGCACACGGCGCUUGGUCUCGGAUUAGCAUCCAUGACAGGCUCCAAGACAUCACUUGAAAUCCUCAAUAGGACUGGCCAUUCGAUCAGCUACAGUGAAGCAAAAUGCUUGGAAACUGAGUUUGCGUAUGCGGUACAGAAAGAACAUGGAGAUGUUCCAGAUGGCAUUAAACUUGCCCCUGAUUUAGGAACAGCAUCAGUCUGGGACAAUAAUGAUGCCAAUAUAGAAACCUUGGACGGAAAAGAUACAUUCCAUGCAACCGUCGGGCAUACCUACCAGAACGUGCCAGAACACCCCCAGCAGUCAAGUGCUUCGGCCUCAGAAUUCAGGGAGGGACGGAAUCGAAGGAGUUUCCAGGGAUACGAGCGGGAAAUUCCAGCAUUUCACCGUUCCUUAAACAAGGUGACAUUUCCAAGGGAGAAAGAUGCCACUACCACCCAACGAGACGAUAAGACCACCCUCCAGCUUCUUGACCUCUACUGGUUCUGGAUGAUUCGAGAAGAUUCUAAAAAUUUACCGAUGCAUGCAGGAUUUAUGAGCCAGUUCGUCAAAGAUCCCCUGCCUGUCCACACCAUCUGCUACAUGGACCCAAUAUCCAGUUCCCCUACUAAUAAUGACGUUGUUCGAGAAACAAUGAUCCGGACCCUGAACGUGGCAAAGGAAGCUGGGCAGGAGUAUGCAGUUGUUACAUACGACCUCGCCGUCGCGAAGAAGGCAUACGCGAUUCAAGAAGUGGAACGCCCUCUAUUCGACGAACUCUUCAUACUUCUUGGAAACUUCCAUGUAGAAUUAGCUUUCUACGGAGCCCUUGGUACCCUGAUCAGCGACAGUGGAAUCGAGUUCGUCUUGUCGGAGGCAGAUGUACUGGCAGAAGGUUCCGUGCAAGGCUUCAUCAAAGGGAAAUUUUAUAAUAGGUGUACCCGGGUGCAUGAUAUGCUGGUCACUGUCCUGGAACUGAAGCUGUAUCAACGAUUCCUAGACACCAUUCCACAAGAAGAUGCUGACAACUACCACCAACGAGCCACAUCUGUGUGA
Eriocheir sinensis (Chinese mitten crab) is the source of this 2627-nucleotide messenger RNA. RefSeq lists its product as uncharacterized. Bases 192 to 2627 code for a protein of 811 amino acids. The record is from RefSeq and is a predicted model, not a curated record. The transcript is spliced from 3 exons. NCBI's taxonomy places the organism in Eukaryota, Metazoa, Arthropoda, Malacostraca, Decapoda, Varunidae.